GAGAAGCAUAAAUUUCUCACUCAAGUAUAUAAUGAUGGGAGAAGGACAAAGUUGGAAGAAAUGCUAACAAAAACCAAAAGAAGGAAACCACUUCUCAUCUCUCUUCAAUGCUAACAACUUUCAUUGCACUAAGGCAACUGAGAUUUCAGAGAUUUCUCACUUUCUUCUUUGUUUCUUUUUGAGCAUAUAUUAUCCUCUUUUUUCUUUUUUUUUUUUUGGGGUUAACUUUAUUUUAUUCCUGUUCUCUGAUCAAAAGCAACAUCAAGAUCAUGUAUAGUCAUGCAUCAGGAUACUUUGAUCAUUGUCAAGAAUCAAGCCAAGCACAUCAAGAACCAUUAAUAAUUGGAGUUGAAAGUGAUCAUCCUUCUCUUGAUCAUCAGAACAAUAACAUCAACAAUGACUUGGAAGACAACAUGAAGAUAUCCAAUUUCUCUCUUGAAGACCUCUCAAAUCCGCAUAACAACGACGACAACAACAACAACAACAACUCCGGUGAUCCUCCGGGGAUGGGGCUCGAUCAAUUGCAGCACCAGCUUGGCUUCGAUAUCGAGCAUGAGCUUCAUAGCCAUUUGAUUCAAGAAGCUCAUCCACUGGACAGUUCCACUGACUGGAACACAACCAUGCAAGAUAUCCAAAACAUGUCUGAUCAGCAGCCAAACAUGCAGUGUUAUGAUCAUACAAGCACAUACCCAGUGCCUGAUCUUCUCAACCUUCUUCAGUUACCAAGAUGUAGUAGCAUGGCAGCUUCGAUGUCGUUCUCGAAGCCGGGAAGUUUCCCUCUUGAUGUUUUCGGUGAGUUGCCGGGGACAGCGGAGAGUGGUUCAGUGCUUUAUGACUCUUCACUGCAUUUGGGGUAUCCUACACCACCUCAAACCAAUCUCUUGAGGGACUUGUUUCAGUCACUGCCUCAGAAUUAUGGUUUGUUUGGUGGAAUUGAUGAAAGGGAUCAUGUUGGAGGAGUUGCAGGUGGUGGUGGUGGUACUGUGUUUCAAGAGAUGGAUGGAAGACAGUAUGAUAACACAGUGAUAGAUUACAGGAAGGAGAUCAUUGGGAACAAAGGGGAAGUGAAAGGAAAUUUUGCCACUGAGAGACAAAGAAGGGAGCAGUUGAAUGAGAAAUACAAGGCCUUGAAGUCACUAGUUCCAAACCCAACAAAGGCUGAUAGAGCUUCAAUAGUUGGAGAUGCAAUUGAGUACAUCAAUGAGCUGAGAAGAACUCUGAGUGAGUUGAAGAUCUUGGUGGAGAAGAAGAGGCAUGGAAGAGAGAGGAGAAAGAUGGUUAGGACCACCGACGUCGAAGAAGUGGCCGGAGACAUGGAAAGCUCAUCCAUGAGACCACUCAGAGAUGAGCAUGAUCACCAUCCUCUCAAUGGAGCUUUGCGGAGUUCUUGGCUUCAAAGAAAGUCGAAAGACAGCUUCGUCGAUGUUCGCAUUGUUGACGAUGAAGUUAAUAUCAAACUAUCUCAGAAGAAGAAGGUCAAUUGCUUGCUCUUUGUUGCCAAAGCUCUUGAUGAACUUCAACUCAAUCUCAUCCAUGUCUCUGGUGGUAACAUUGGAGAACACUACAUCUUCAUGCUCAAUACCAAGAUAAGUGAGGGAUCUUCAGUGUAUGCAGGAGCAGUUGCAAAGAAGCUGCUUGAAGUCAUGGAUAGACAGUAUACUACUGCAACAUUUCCUAGUGGUUUUUAGAUGAUUUGAGUUUUGAGUUUUUAAUUAAAGAGUUUGCAUGCAUGUUACGCUUUCUUUUUCAUUCAUCUUAGGAUGAUGUUGAUGAUGAUGAUGGUGUUUAGUAGUGUUGUUUAUGAAAAGAUGAUUGAAAAAAAAUUGCUGCUAAUUCUUCAUUUGGACUCCACCAAAUAAUAACUAGCUAGGUUUGAGAUUUGUUUUUAGAUGAUCCAUGAACAGUGCUUCAAAGUGUUAUUUAAUUUGAUUAAUUGUGGUUCUUUUAACUUUUAA
Molecule: messenger RNA, 1955 nt
Organism: Dioscorea cayenensis subsp. rotundata (Guinea yam)
Lineage: Eukaryota; Viridiplantae; Streptophyta; Magnoliopsida; Dioscoreales; Dioscoreaceae
Product: transcription factor EAT1-like
Exons: 3
Coding region: 270-1688 (472 amino acids)
Biological process (GO): regulation of DNA-templated transcription; anther wall tapetum development
Molecular function (GO): protein dimerization activity
Source: RefSeq, a predicted model, not a curated record